CGGCAUGGCAUGCACAGAGGAGAAAGCAGUGAAGCAGGUGCAUCCGUGUUUGCCGUAAAGAACAAGAUGGAGGUCAAAGAAGUUGUGUGCUCACAUUGUGGGAAAACAGGACAUGAUAUUGAGGCGUGCUACAAGCUGAUUGGGUACCCAGAAGGAUGGGUGUACCGCGAUCAGGCCGGAAGAGGAAGAGGAAACGGCCGGGGAAGAGGUCGUGGUGCUGCACGAGGCGGCGGACGGUCGACCGUGGCGGCUGGACGGUCGACCGUUACGGGCGGACGAGGUGAAGUCCACGCAGUCCAAGGAGAAGAGAAAGGACCAUCCCCGCUCCCGAAUUUUGAGGAUCUGACACCCGAACAGUGGAACGCUGUUCGACAUGCACUCUCGCUCUCCCCUACAGACAACACACCGAAACUCUCAGGUGAAACAUUAAAUGGAGAUGGAUCGAGUAGCUCUACUCCAAUUGAUCACUUUGAUGAUGAUGAAGAGGUGCCUGCGGAAGAGGAGCUAGACCGUUCCAUGAGGAACGGUCGACCGGAAGAGGGCGGCAAUGCGGAUGAGCUACAGGCGGUCGAUCCGGUGGACCGUUUUGAUGUCCACGGUCGACCAGCCUCGGGGCAGAAAGACGGAUCCCAGGGAGAUCACACAACGGUCGAUGCGAUGGACCGCUCUUACACCCACGGUCGACCGUUCGAAGGGAAGAAAGUCGGACCCCAGGGGGAUGACGAAACGGUCGACCGCGACGCGGAGAACGGUGGACCGUCUCCAAGGCAGAAUGGAGGCACUCAGGACCCGACACAGACGGUCGACCCCGUGACCGUUCCACGGAUGGCGGUCGACCGUCCACAUUCCAGCAAGCACCAGAGAACUUGGGGCGUGGUCAAAGGGAAAGGCGUCCAAAUGUGAGGCUUGCGGACUAUGUUACACAUGUCGCCGGUCCGCUUAUUGACGGAAAGUGCAGAUAUCCAUUCUCCUCAUAUGUUACCUAUGAGAAGUUUUCUGAAAAACAUAAGUGCUUUCUCACGGCACUUGACAAAGACAUAGAGCCUAGAAACUUCAAGCAGG
Molecule: messenger RNA, 1062 nt
Organism: Cuscuta campestris
Lineage: Eukaryota; Viridiplantae; Streptophyta; Magnoliopsida; Solanales; Convolvulaceae
Source: the annotation of a GenBank genome assembly